CCUGUGCAUCAGCGAGUGUGCGUGGACAGCGUGGGCUUCUCUCUCCUCCAGAGCGCACACACGCAGCAUCAUCACUCGGCUCACAGCGACAGCAUCCUCAUCCUCACCAUCUCCGGGCUGAAGAGAGGGGCGCUCACCACGAUUUACGGAGUAAGUCAAGUCAACUGGGUGUCAACUGUUUUAUCCUAAACACAAGAAGUCCCAUCGCCUUCAGAGGCCUCUCAGCAAUACCGUUGUCCUCUGUUGAUUCUUCUGAAAAGCGUUGCAAACAUGGAGGACGGCUACCAAAACCGGACUGCUUUUAUCAAAGGUGCCAAAGACAUCGCGAAAGAAGUCAAGCGGCAAGCCUCCAAGAAAGUCGGCCGCUCGGUGGAUCGGGUGACCGACGAGUACAGCAAGCGCUCCUACAGCCGCUUCGAAGAAGACGACGACGACUACGCCACGCAGGGGAGCCAGGACGGAGGCUACUACCGCGGUGACAGCCAGGCGGCCAACGAUGACGAGGGCGGCCACAGCGACUCCACCGAGGGCCACGACGAGGACGACGAGAUCUACGAGGGCGAGUACCAGGGAAUCCCCAGGGCCGAUUCCGGGAAGGGAGACUUGGCCGGAGGUCCCGGAUCAAUAACAGCCGGGGCCCAGCAGUUCAGAGAUAUUGGGGCGUCCGAGGCCGAGAGGCGGAAGGACCAGGAGGAGCUGGCUCAGCAGUAUGAGACCAUUUUACAGGAGUGCGGCCACGGGAAGUUCCAGUGGUCCCUAUACUUCGUGCUGGGGCUGGCGCUUAUGGCGGAUGGCGUGGAAAUCUUUGUGGUGGGGUUUGUCCUCCCCAGCGCAGAGAAGGAUAUGUGCCUGUCUGAACCCAGCAAAAGCAUGCUUGGUCUCAUUGUGUACUUUGGGAUGAUGGUUGGGGCUUUCCUCUGGGGGGCUAUGGCAGACCGGAUAGGCCGUCGGCAGUCCCUCAUCAUCUCUCUGUCCAUCAACAGUGUAUUCUCCUUCUUCUCAUCCUUCGUUCAGGGCUACAGCACUUUUCUGUUUUGCCGCCUCCUCUCAGGUGUUGGAAUCGGUGGCUCAAUUCCCAUCGUAUUCUCCUACUACUCUGAAUUUCUGUCUCAAGAGAAGCGCGGCGAGCACCUCAGCUGGCUCUGCAUGUUCUGGAUGAUCGGAGGGAUCUAUGCGUCGGCCAUGGCCUGGGCCAUCAUUCCCCACUAUGGGUGGAGUUUCCAGAUGGGCUCGGCGUAUCAGUUCCACAGCUGGCGGGUGUUUGUGCUGGUCUGUGCGUUUCCUUCGGUCGCGGCCAUCGCUGCCCUCAACGCCAUGCCGGAGAGCCCACGCUUCUACUUAGAGAAUGGCAAGCAUGAUGAAGGAUGGAUGAUUCUGAAGCAGGUUCACGACACAAACAUGAGAGCCAAAGGAUACCCAGAGAGGGUGUUCACCGUCACCACAAUAAAGACUGUGAAGCAGAUUGACGAGCUGGUGGACAUUGGCAUCGACACCCCCGUCUGGCAGCGCUACAGACUGAAGAUUAUGAGUCUUUCCAAACAGAUACGGAGCAACAUUCUUGCCUGCUUCAACCCUGAAUACAAAAAGAGGACCUUCAUGCUCAUGGCUGUUUGGUUCAGCAUGUCUUUCAGCUACUACGGGCUGACGGUGUGGUUCCCUGACAUGAUCAAGUACAUCCAGAAGCAGGAAUACGAAUCAAAGACAAAGACCUUCACUAAUGAGCGAGUGGAGCACGUGACUUUCAACUUCACCCUGGAAAACCAGGUCCAUCGUGAGGGACACUAUUUCAAUGACAAGUUCCUGAACCUGAAGAUGAAGUCCAUGGUGUUUGAAAACUCAGUGUUUGAGGAGUGCUACUUCGAGGACAUCACCUCCACACACACAAUCUUCAGGAACUGCACCUUCGUUGCCAGUUUGUUUUACAACACAGAUUUGUUCAAGUACAGGUUUGUCAACUGUAAACUGGUCAACAGCACGUUCAUUCACAACAAAGAGGGCUGCAUGCUGGACUUCAGCGACGAUUUUAACAACGCCUACAUGAUUUACUUCGUCAACUUCCUGGGUACACUAGCAGUGCUCCCCGGGAACAUCGUGUCCGCUCUUUUAAUGGACAAAAUCGGCCGUUUGAGGAUGCUGGCGGGAUCUAGCAUCAUAUCCUGCGUCAGCUGCUUCUUCUUGAUGUUCGGCAACAGCGAGUCGGGGAUGAUCGCUCUCCUAUGUCUGUUCGGUGGUAUCAGCAUUGCCUCAUGGAACGCCCUGGAUGUGAUCACGGUGGAGCUGUACCCGUCAGACAAAAGGACCACGGCGUUCGGCUUCCUGAACGCCCUCUGCAAGCUGGCCGCCGUUCUGGGUAUCAGCAUUUUCCAGUCGUUCGUGGGCAUCACCAAGGCCGUGCCCAUCAUAUUCGCUGCAGGCGCGCUCGCUGCCGGCAGUUUCCUCGCGACAAAGCUGCCCGAGACGAGAGGCCAGGUAUUGCAGUAAGACCAGACGACCAGCAAUGGGCAGCAAAGUUCAGCCGGAGUGAGUGAGUGAAUGACAGGCCUGAACAUCCCCGAGAGCUUCAGCGCUGCCCGUCCGUUUCACAGCAACAGUAGAGACUGCCCCCCCCCCCCCUUCCCCACUAUUGUAAGCCCAGAAUCCUUUGAAAUGUGGAUUGCAUCAUUCAGUGUCAGCUAUUAAAGAAGAGCAAACGUUUUUUUUUUUUUUUAGAAAACCUGCACCAUCGCAACACCUGGGCAUAGUUUCAGCUUCUCUGUCGGGUGUCAUGAAAGUCUCAUCCUGCAGAGGAAGUCGUGUGGUACAAAUGCAAAUAUGCAUUUAUAUUUAAAAAACGUAUUCACAAGCGGAACGGCAGAAAGGUCUGAAAAGAAGCCCUUUCUGGGGGAAAGAUUUGGCUUGUGCAAGAUAAAACUGCAGUGUCCUUCUUUACUCGUGUGUCUUAAUCUCCAUGACGGGUUUACAGAGCUGUGGAUUAUUUUAUCGUAUAUAACUUAGCUGUUCAGUUUGCCACUGCCAGACCCACCGAGACCACGCGUCGCCUACCAAAAAACCCACUAAAACAUCCCAGUGAAGCUGCGGGUGAAGGUGCAUUUCACAGGAUUCUUUGUUGUACACGGGAAUAGCUGGAUUCAGUUUCUUCAGUGUUAAGCCAGUGUUUACCCCCCCCGCUGCUGUGUGACAGGUUGUGGAUGUUAAUGGGAGACAGGGGGACGUUCUUUGGGAUGGAUUUUGGGUCAACCGUUAAAGUGUGUUAGGAAACUUUGGCUUGCUUUUUGUCCGUGUUCGUCGUCCGUGCGUAUAAAGGGAGCCAGUUGUACAUGAGCUUUUGUUGGAUGGAAAAAACUGUGAGGCUGAAGUGUCUGCUUUAACAAAAGUUAAUGUACAACGAUCUUAUUGUUUGCAUGUGUUUGUCAGUUUUCGAAUGUGGAUCCCCCCCCCCCCACACACACACACA
Fundulus heteroclitus (mummichog) is the source of this 3454-nucleotide messenger RNA. RefSeq names its product synaptic vesicle glycoprotein 2A. The record is from RefSeq and is a predicted model, not a curated record. Gene Ontology annotation, biological process: transmembrane transport; chemical synaptic transmission. Gene Ontology annotation, molecular function: transmembrane transporter activity. Gene Ontology annotation, cellular component: membrane. Lineage: Eukaryota; Metazoa; Chordata; Actinopteri; Cyprinodontiformes; Fundulidae. Bases 271 to 2481 code for a protein of 736 amino acids. The transcript is spliced from 13 exons.